Prunus armeniaca (apricot) is the source of this 810-nucleotide messenger RNA. The record is from the annotation of a GenBank genome assembly. NCBI's taxonomy places the organism in Eukaryota, Viridiplantae, Streptophyta, Magnoliopsida, Rosales, Rosaceae.
AUGGAGGAAAUAGUAGAAGGGGACGGGUCGGGUGCGGGCAGAUACACGCUGAGACCAACGAGGCUAAGCAACGAGGACAUUCUGUUCUGUAUAGAUGUUGACCCAGAGUCUAUGGUGGAGAUGAAAGCCGCGAUGAGCCCAAAUGGGCGACCUUUAACCCGCUUGGACUCGAUCAAGCAAGCCAUACUUGUCUUCAUCAACGCCAAGCUCACCAUCAACCCAGAGCACCGAUUCGCCUUUGCCUGUCUCGGAAAAUCCGCGUCUUGGCUUCGGAAAGAGUUUAGCAGUGAAGUCGAUUCUGCUAUUGCUGCAUUUCGAGUACUCUCAGCUACUUCAUCUUCUAGUAAUGCAGAUCUUACCAGUCUAUUUCGAGUAGCAGCUCAUGAAGCAAAGAAAUCUCGUGCUCAAAACAGACUUUUAAGGGUGAUUCUUAUUUACUGUAGAUCAUCUGUAAGACCAAAUCAUCAAUGGCCUGUGAACCAGAAACUCUUCACUCUGGAUGUAGUUUACCUUCACGACAAGCCUGGACCUGACAACUGCCCUCAAGAGGUCUAUGAUUCACUUGUGGAUGCCCUGGAACUUGUUAGCGAAUAUGAGGGCUACAUCUUGGAGAGCGGUCAGGGAUUAACUCGAGUUCUCUUCCGUUACAUGUGUAUGCUGCUAUCACACCCUCAGCAGCGUUGCCCACAAGACCAUCUGGACAUACCUAAGCCUCUUGCGAAAAAGUUGCCGGCAGCAGACUCAACGACUACUGAUGAUAGUAUUGUAACUGUAUCCGGCAUAUCAGAAGUUCAGAACAUUAGAAAUUAA